UGCAUCUCACAUAAAGUCAUCCGCAGCGACCGAAAAUACCAGUGGACACAUCGCCAUGCUCAUUUUUACGUCGCCCGACAUCGUCAACGGCAGCUUCGUGCUCGCCGUCGCCCGCAAGAGUCCUGGCACCUACCUUGUCGUUCUUGCUCGCGCAUACGGCAUGGCUGCCACUCACCUAUACACUGUCCUCAACAGCUCUACACCGCGGUCGACCGUACCUCCUCUCUCUUCUGCCGGCCGCCCCCUGAUCUGGCUCGACGCAGACCUCGACCGUCACCCGGCACAGCUCGGACCCCCAAACGGCGUUCUGGCCGCUCUGCGCGCCGCAGACUCGGAGAUCAUACGACCCACGGGGCGCACGCAACGCAUGCACGCGGAGCUAGGCGGGGAGCGUGACGCGCACGAAGUUGAGCUCAUACUUGACGAGGACCAGCUCGCGCGUUGCUGCUGGUACUGCGACGCGCUCGAACUCGAUUCAGAUGUCCGCGAUAACUAUAGGUUCCCUCUCUGUGGCGAAGAAGGCUAUACAAGCACCUACAUGUGCCAGACGUGCGCCCAGAAAUCAGCGUUCGCCAGAGCCAUCUCCAGCUUCUUGCGCUCGCUCUCAUAAUUAUACAGUUAUGGUUUCUGUACUCUAUCGGUUAUCAUGGCUGUUUGUGGUGCUACCACGGCUUUCCAUUGACAACGUCCGCGCUUCCUCGCUGGCGUGAAUACAAGUACAG
Messenger RNA from Dichomitus squalens LYAD-421 SS1, 722 nucleotides. RefSeq lists its product as uncharacterized. Lineage: Eukaryota; Fungi; Basidiomycota; Agaricomycetes; Polyporales; Polyporaceae. The coding region runs from base 56 to 610 and encodes 184 amino acids. The transcript is spliced from 2 exons. The record is from RefSeq and is a predicted model, not a curated record.